AUGACAACAAAUAUAAUAUUGUCUUUUACGGAUCUACCAUUACUCGUACAAGAUAAAAUAAUAAAUUAUUUUUCAUAUGCAGAAUUAAGUUGUUUACGUUCGACAUCAAAACAUUUUCAGCGAUUAUGCUCUGAAAAGCUCAAUCGAGGUUAUUCUCAACUUGAAAUAAUUAUUCAUGAUUUACAAAAACAAAUUAAAACAAAAUUGCCACGACGAGAAUCGGAACGACAUAAACAUCCUUUAUCAACAAAAUUUGAUAUAAUAUCUUCUCUUGAUUCUCGUAUUCAAUGGCUUAAAUUAACAUUUAGUUCGGCCAUACAAAAUUCAUUCUGUUGUUUUUAUCCGGGUCAUUUACUUGAUGAAAUUUAUUCAGUAUUAAAUCAUUUAAAAACACAGCAAUCAUUUUCAAAUCCAUGUACACUGCUGCAAGAAACACGUGAUAUGUCAUCAAUGGCUAUUGAGCAUUUUCGUGAACAAAUUAAACCGAAAUUACAAUCAAUGCGUAUGACUUCGUUAAAUACAAUACGUCAUAAUAUUUCGACAUUUUCAACAACUAUGACUAGUUCUCUAUCUCAUUAUCAUCAUCAUCAUCGUAAACGAUCAACGAAUGGAAUAUUUCGUCGACGAAUCGAUAUAUUAAAAAAUCGUAUAUGUAAACAAAAUAUUAUUAUGAAAUCUCAAAAAUCUCAAGUGAAACAUUAUAAACAACUAUUACAUAUGCGUACAAAAUCAUUAAUUGAUCAUCAUAGGCGUUUAAAGUAUCUUGAAAAGAAAAAUAAAGAAUCAGAACAAAUUCUACUUGAAAUACAACGAGAUAACAAUACAUUAUUACAACGUAUUGAUCGAUUUGUUUUAACCUACGAUAACAUACCAACGGAACUAAAUAAUAAGAAAUGUGAUGAAAUAUUUCCUCAAAUAAAUACAAAUUUAAAACGUCGAAAAAUUGAUUGA
Messenger RNA from Rotaria socialis, 951 nucleotides. The record is from the annotation of a GenBank genome assembly. Lineage: Eukaryota; Metazoa; Rotifera; Eurotatoria; Philodinida; Philodinidae.